This is a messenger RNA of Papilio machaon (common yellow swallowtail), 874 nucleotides long. It is a transcript of the gene Pym, whose product is annotated as partner of Y14 and mago. Bases 136 to 711 code for a protein of 191 amino acids. Lineage: Eukaryota; Metazoa; Arthropoda; Insecta; Lepidoptera; Papilionidae. Gene Ontology annotation, cellular component: exon-exon junction complex; cytoplasm. The transcript is spliced from 3 exons. Gene Ontology annotation, molecular function: RNA binding. The record is from RefSeq and is a predicted model, not a curated record. Gene Ontology annotation, biological process: exon-exon junction complex disassembly.
AAAAAUGUUCAAACGUCAAAAUCAAAAUAUCAAAAUAGUUGCAUGCGAAAAAAGUGCAGGAACGAUAAUUCCUGUAUAAACUUAAUGACGGAUUUAUGAGAUUUGGGGUUGCAAAUUUGCAAUCUUGGAGCUAGGAUGGCUACUACAGGAUAUGAGCAUGAUGCCGAUGGUUGUAAGUUUAUACCAGCGUCACAACGUCCCGACGGUACUUGGCGCAAACCUCGGAGGAUAAGAGAAGGUUAUGUCCCCCAGGAAGAAGUUCCGUUAUACGAAAGCAAGGGCAAACAAUUCAAGGCUCGUCAAAACACAGGAUUACCUGUAGGUCUAACACCAGAAAUUGUGGCCCAAGCUCAGAAAAAGAAAGGACAAGGAGGUACAAUACAACCCAUACCUGGUAUGAUAAUAAAUGUAGAAAAGAAGAAGAAGAAAAAGAAGUCAGGAGUAGAAGAAGCAGCAGACAAGUUAUCUAAAUGUGAAAUAAUAGAACCUAAAUUUAGUACUCCAACACCUUCCUCAAAUAACUCCACACCAAGUUCGGACCCAGCAAAGAGAUUAAAGAAUCUAAGAAAGAAAUUGAGAGAAAUUGAAAUGCUUGAAGAAAAAAUAAAGUCUGGAAUGUUGAAAACUCCAGAUAAGGAUCAAAAAGAAAAAUUGUCAAAGAAAAAUGACAUAGUUAUGGAGAUAGAGAAAUUAGAGAUUGCUAGUGAAUAAGUUAAUUAAAGAGAACGCCAAAAUGGAGUAAAACAUAAUUUACACUAUAAGAUAUAUUGACAAUGAAAUAAUUUUACCAUCACUGCCUGAAACUGAGGAUCAUGAGAGCAAUAUGUGUUUUAUUCAAUUAUAAUUUAUUUACAAUCGUCAAACAUAUUUCAAU